Molecule: messenger RNA, 418 nt
Organism: Astrephomene gubernaculifera
Lineage: Eukaryota; Viridiplantae; Chlorophyta; Chlorophyceae; Chlamydomonadales; Astrephomenaceae
Source: the annotation of a GenBank genome assembly
GAAGGCGGUUCGGCGGACGACUGGCAGCAGUUACAGCGGAGCUAUGACCGUUGGUUGUUCGUUGCGGAGAUCAAAAAGCGGUUGCUAGACGGCGCUGCGAAGGCGGCAGUGGCGGCGGAAGGGAGGGAGCUGGGGCGACGGCGGGACUUGGAGGAGGCUGGCGACAGCAGCGGCGGCAGUCGAGUGUUUCUGUUAGAUUCGUACGGCAUUGCUGCCCCCGAGGUCGUACGGCUGCUGAAGUCGGACCCAGAUUUGGCGCGAUUGCUGGGACCGCAGGGUCAGAGGAUCAGCCACAUUGCGAGCGGCUUCGCGGGGCCGGAAGGAUGGAAGCUCACAGGUCUGCCAGUGACUGCGGCCGCUGCUGACGGCCGCGGUGACGGCAACCAGGCGGCCGAACCAGCAGCCGCGGCUUUUCCGG